This is a messenger RNA of Caenorhabditis auriculariae, 234 nucleotides long. NCBI's taxonomy places the organism in Eukaryota, Metazoa, Nematoda, Chromadorea, Rhabditida, Rhabditidae. The record is from the annotation of a GenBank genome assembly.
AUGGUUGGAGGCGAGGGAGCGGGACGGCGUCCGCUCCGGGCUCGACUGGCGAUGGUGCUGGCUGGAUCGUCGGCGGUCGGUCGGCUCCGCCUCUUCUGGAAGAGCAAAGUUAUUCUUGCCUUUAUAAAGUGGAGGCGUCUGGCGAGGGACUGUGCUAAACCGCGAAGGCGCAGGCUUUAUCAAUCCGCCCGCGCGGUUGCCUCGCGCCAGACGCCUAUGUUUUGGCUGCUCUAA